Messenger RNA from Trypanosoma grayi, 300 nucleotides. RefSeq lists its product as hypothetical. NCBI's taxonomy places the organism in Eukaryota, Euglenozoa, Kinetoplastea, Trypanosomatida, Trypanosomatidae. Bases 1 to 300 code for a protein of 99 amino acids. The record is from RefSeq and is a predicted model, not a curated record. The transcript has a single exon.
AUGUACAUGUAUUUGAAAUUCGGAUCAAAGACCUCGGUGCAGCCCCCCGUGGCAGUUUUAGUGGCAGACGCGUGCGAGGGCAUCUCACUUCCUGUAGUACCGGUUGUCGUGAGAGUAAUUUUCCCUUUCUGCAGUUGGUUGCUCUGCGAUGUUAAACAUGAAGGCAAGGAGAAAGAGAGAGAGAGAGGGGAAAUAAGCAGGGGCGUGCGGGCAAAGAAAACUUUUACCCUCGAGAAGCAUACCAGACGCACGACUACCCUUGCUGACAUUAUGGGGAGGACAAAGCAGGUGUUAAAAUAG